AAAAAAUUCAGGACAAACACAUCGCCUCGUGCAGCGCGAGCACAGGACUCAGGCAGCCUCCACGCCAUCGACGCAUCGAAACGAAACGCUGCGUCGCACGCGAGUGCCGGGGGCAGCGAUUCCAGGAUGCGCGGGCUGCUGCCGCUGCUGCUCACGACGGCAUGGGCCUCCAACCCCCUUUUCUGCCCGGACCAGACCGUGACCAUCACCCUGGACUUUUCGGGAUUGCUUGGCAAGACCGUCGAAGCGACGAAGCGCGACAUGGAGGAGGCCGCGGCCUGGCUCACGGCGGCCGGCGGCGAGGACCGCCUCGACAUGAUGAGCGAGGUCAACGCCGUCGAGACGUGCACGCCGCCCUACGACUCCUUCGUCCACGGCGACGCGGCGACCUACACCAGCGAGUGCCGAUACUGCCUCGCGGCGGGCGACUACGAGCUGCACACGUACGAUGAAUGGGGCGACGGCUGGGGGGCGGGGUCGUAUACCCUAGCCAUGGAGGGCUGCGACGAAUUACAUGGAAGCCAGGCGGCGAACCCCGAGCAUCACGCGGGCUGCCUGAACGCGGAGUGCAGCGUUUCUUCAAUGGUCACCUUCGAGGCGCGCCACCACCCGUCGCCCGCUCCCACGAAGAGCCGGUCGACGACCUAUGAGUUUGCCGUGGACCUCGAUUUUUCUGGAGCGAGCGACCCUUCCAAAAGAUUCGACGCGCACGUCGCUAUCCAAUCAUACUCGCGCGGCUACGGCGCCCCGACGCCGACGGGCCUCGUGGGACCUUAUUUAAUAGACGGCGCGCACCCGCGCGACCCGCGCAAGGCGCCCGACGUGGCGCCCUGCGGCGUCGACGCGUGGUGGGGCUUUGAUGCGGCCGUCGACGGCGAUGACAAAAAGCUGUCGGCGGACUACCGCUUCAGCGCGGGCGACUACGCGUUACUCGUACGAGGCGGGACUACCGGUUGGGCGGGCGGCAAGGCGUCGGUGCGCGACGCGGACGGCUUCGAGGUCUACGUGUCCGACGCGGAGCCGGGCGCCGACGGCACCGCGGCCUACAAUUUCACGGUCGAGCACGGCUUUCCCACGCGCACGCCGACGUGGGCACCGAGAAACGUCCAGAUGAUGCUGGCCCUCGACUGGACGGCGUCGACGGCCGUCGCGAGCGUCGAGCUUUAUAGAAUAGACGGGCCGUCGCUCGCGACGCCGCGGCCGACUUCAUCAAUGGCGCCCACGUCCAACCACACGCCGACGCCGGCGCCUUCAUUAAAACCCACGCGGACGACGUCGUCCGAAAUUAAUGAGGGCCAGUGGCUCACGCUCGUGCCGGACAUCGACGGCCACGAGUACGUCGAGUCGGAUAACGGCAAAAGGGUCGAGCGCGAGUACUUGGUGGACGGCGCGGAUCAAUUAUUGUUGAGGUUGUUCUGCUCGCCCCCCCUCAGCAGCGCCUACGGCACCGUGGAAGUUUUGAGGGGCGCGGACGGCGCGGUGCUGGCGACGGCGACGCGCACGGACUGCGCCCAUACGUGGAAGGACUUUGUCGUCGACUCGCGCGCGCUGAUCGCGCCUUCAUUAGCACCGUCGCCGCGGCCCGGGUCCCCGAGCGCCGCGCCCGUCGCGGCCGGGGCGCCGACGCCGUCGCCCGUCAUUGGCGCGACGCCGCACCCCACGCGGCGGCCCGUGCCCCACCCGACAUCAAGGCCGACGGCGGCGCCGGUCCCGCGCCCGACGGCCUCCACGGCCGCCAUUGGUGGCGACGACGGCGGGUCCCACGCAAAUUCAGCCUCGGCCGACCUCACCGUGCUGAUUGCUGCAUUAGUUGUCGUCAUGAUCGUGGCCUGCGCCGCCGUCGCGCUGGCGGGCUACACGGUCUGGAAGCACCACAAGGCGCGGCGCGACGAGCCGACGUGGCGCGACAUCCAGAGAGCUAUGGAGGAAGCCAGAAACCCCGUCUACCGCGACGUGGCGAGCCCGAAGGAGGGCGCGUUGGAGGUCGAGGGGGACUUCGAGGCCCAGCCCCUCGGCGUGCGGGGCCCGCGCGCCUGGUCGCCGCUGACGACGGAGCAGUCGCGGGGGGUCGAGCUCGUCGACCUCAAGGAGGACGACUCGCCGUCCGUGGACGUGGACCUGCUGACCUGACUUUUUUUUCUGGGGUCCUAAGGUUUUGGUUUUGU
Messenger RNA from Pelagomonas calceolata, 2165 nucleotides. Lineage: Eukaryota; Pelagophyceae; Pelagomonadales; Pelagomonadaceae. The record is from the annotation of a GenBank genome assembly.